Hippocampus zosterae (dwarf seahorse) is the source of this 2152-nucleotide messenger RNA. It is a transcript of the gene trim16, whose product is annotated as tripartite motif containing 16. Gene Ontology annotation, molecular function: zinc ion binding; protein binding. The transcript is spliced from 7 exons. The coding region runs from base 217 to 1935 and encodes 572 amino acids. The record is from RefSeq and is a predicted model, not a curated record. NCBI's taxonomy places the organism in Eukaryota, Metazoa, Chordata, Actinopteri, Syngnathiformes, Syngnathidae.
GCGUGUUACACUCCAGUGCAGCAAUGCGAGCCGGAAUCUUGUCAGCCAGGUGGGUCGGCAGCCAGUUUUGGGCUCCGCCCGCGUGGGAGCCGAGGGGGCCGGGCUCCCCCCUUUUGUCAGUGACGCCAUCGAGGCGCGGCCGCCUCUCGGCUCGUCCGCUCUCGUCUUCGCUCGCGAGUCAAGAAGUGAGACGACCACAGCUGCUCAGACGGCGACAUGGAGCCCGCGCGAGAUGAGCCCCGGCAGCAGGACGCCGCACCUCAACGAGGUCCCGAAGGGGACUCCCAAGGAGAGCCCCGGGGAGAACCGCAAAGUGGCUCAGAAGGGGUCCCAGAGGGACGCCCACAAGCGGAAGAAGCUCCUGACAAGCAAGUGGAGCAGCAGCAGCAGCAGCAGGAGGAGGCAGCAGAGGAGGAAGAGGAGGACGUCUUGGACGAGGACACGGUGGUGUGCGACUCGUGCAUGGAGCGUCCGCGGCGGGCGCUCAAGUCGUGCCUGACGUGUUUGGUGUCGUACUGCGAGGCGCACCUGCGCCCGCACCUGGAGAACGCCAAGUUCCACAACCAUCGGCUGGUGGCGCCGCUGCGCGACAUCGAGCGCCGCACCUGCGAGAUCCACAAGUGGCCCCUGGAGCUCUUCUGCCGCGCCGACGCCUGCUGCUUGUGCCGCGACUGUUUGGCCGAUGACCACCGCGGCCACGACACCGUCCCCGUCGCGCAGGCGCGCCGCCAGCUGGAGAGGGAGCUGAAGGACAAACGCGGCGAGAUGACCAAGACGUUGACGGCGGCGGAGAACGCCAUGGACAAGCUGCAGCUCAACACCGUGUCCAUCCAGAACUCGGUGACGCAGGUGCGCGCCGUGGUCCGGGCCGAGUUCGAGCAGCUGCGGGCGGCCGUGGAGAAAGCCGAGAGGGAGGUGAGCGAGAUCCUGGAGGCCGAGGAGAAGCAGGCGCUGGGGCAGGCCGAGGGCAUCCGCGCCCACCUGGAGCAAAGGUGCGGCGAGCUGAACAAGACGCGGGCGCAGGUGGACAAGCUCUCGCGCAACAAGAACGACGUCGACUUCCUGCAGGAGUAUUGCGAGUGGAAGAAAGAGGCGUCUGACAUCUCGCUGCCCGGCGUCUACAUUGGGCUGAUGGACGGCCUCAAGUCGAUCAGCCACGUGAUCGCCGAGGCCACGCAGGAGCUCUGCGCCACGCUGGCCACGUCCUACAUGGACAAGGUCAGGGAGACGUGCAACACUGACAAUGUUGGAAUUAAGACGACGGUGCAGACCAUCGUUGCAGCUAGACAGCGCAUGACCCUUCCCGAGCCGGUCACGCGGGCCGAUUUCCUCAAGUACGGCGCUCAGGUGAGCUUCGACGCCGACACGGCUCACGUCUUCCUGCGUUUGACCGAAGACAACCGCAAGGUGACCAACACCACGCCCUGGCAGCAUCCCUACCCCGACCUCCCCGAGCGCUUCCAGGACUGGCGUCAGGUGCUGGCGGUGGAGAGUUUCUACCUGGGCCGCCAUUACUUUGAGGCGGACAUCGGCGGCGAGGGCACGCACGUGGGCCUCACCUACAAGAGCAUCCAGCGCAAAGGCGGCGACAGCAGCGGCUGCAUCACCGCUAACAACUUCUCCUGGUGCCUACACUGGAACGGUCGCGCCUUCUCCGCCUGGCACAGCGGCGUGGAGACGCCUCUCAGCGCGGGGAACUUUACGCGACUCGGGGUGUACGUGGACUCGGCCGGAGGCCUCUUAGCCUUCUACGGCGUGGACGAGACCAUGACGCUCAUCCACCGCUACGAGGCCGAGUUCCUGGAGCCACUCUAUCCCGCCUUCUGGUUACCCAAGAAGGAGAAUGUGGUGCUUUUGGUGCCACCUGGCGAGGCCUUGCCCCUCAAGUGUCCCUCUGCGCCCACGUCCCCCAAAAACGGCGUCCCUCCUCCGUAAAGGCCAAGAAACGCCGUCCAUCUUCCGGGAAGCUUACUGCUGUGUGUGUUAGUUGCGACGAGGGAGGAAGUGUCACUCUAUUUAUAUCAUGUCAACAUGCACACACUUCCUGCAUGUCUGCAUGGAAUUGCUGAGAAUGAAACUCUGCAUCCAUGCACGAACCCCCAGAUACUCCCAAGGAGAAAUAAACUCACGAAAUAAAGUAUUUUUAUGUGUA